Xyrichtys novacula (pearly razorfish) is the source of this 20918-nucleotide messenger RNA. NCBI's taxonomy places the organism in Eukaryota, Metazoa, Chordata, Actinopteri, Labriformes, Labridae. The record is from the annotation of a GenBank genome assembly.
GGAGGAUGAACUCAGGACGGAGUGGGUGACAUGAAAAGGUAAGUGACUCAUCCUUUAAGCCCCUAUGACAUUAGUUUCAUUUGGGUAUGAGAUGUAAUUGAACAUAUGUUGUUGCUGCUGCUAUUAUCGUAAAAACUACAGAUAUUCAUAGUUUUAAGAGGACUUAUUCAGUAAACUUUCAGUUUAAUUACCAAUGUAGUGAAGCUUGUUGAUGCUACAUUAACAAAAACAAGCAAAACAUGAUGAUUUAUGCUAAAUAUAGUGUAAGGGUCUUUUUAUUUUUACUGGACUACUAUUUCAUAUAUAUACAAAAUGAGGUAAUGUCACCUGAAUUUAAACUUUAAUGCUACCUAAAAGGAUGAGUGUUCAAAGAGCAAAAUGUUUUUGUUUGUGUAGUGUUAUAAUUGUUUCAUAAUGUCAGAUUAAUGCCAAACAUUUGCAGUUAGUACCUAAAUAAAAAAUAGAUACAUUUAUUUAAUACUUUAAUUUACAUAAAAACGUUUUUCAAUAAAUAGUAAAUAAUAAAUAGUCUUUUUUUUUCAUGGUCAUAAUUCGUGUCAAACCCUUAUAUCUUAAGGACUCAAAUGUUUACAUGAUGUUUUGUUAACUUUGGUCAAGUUAACACAAAUCUUAGAUUUGCGGCACAAUUAAUGACUCAACAGAAAAAAACAAUGCAUCAUAAUACAAAUUGUAUUGUAUUUAUAGAUAAAAGGGAAUCUCAAAUAUGUGUAAAAUGUCUAAUGCUGCGUUGUAUGUUUAUGAUAUGUCAGAUACAUAAGAUACCGCAGAAAUUUAGUUUGCCCUACAUUAAUAAUUGCGACAUCAUCAAGGUCAAUGAAACAGUCCUCACUGAACAAGUCCAGCUCGCUUUCUUCUUUGUGCUUGUAUGCAAAUCGGAUGUUUUGGUGGUGAAACAGAGCAGGUAUUUGACUCCUGACAGCUUCAUGACAUCGUGUCUGAGGUGAGUCUGAUUCAGUCACAUUCGACCUCAAUACACAAGCUCAGCUCAGCAACACUGACAGGCUGUGAUGGUGUGAGAGCAAAGGUGAUCUGCUCUGGCAUUUCAGUUUGUCUUGUUUUCAAAUCAGAUCAUAACUGAAGGUUUUUGUUGAGCUGAGAUCAUUUUUUCUCCUUGUAUACAGAGAGAUCACCCCAGGCACAGGUACAUAUCAUUGCUGAAAAAACUGUAAUUACUAAAAUUUGCAGGUUUUGUCAUGUACCACACUCUUUCCCAACACCACACUGCUGUCACUGGAUAUCCUGGCAUGAUCAUUCAGAUGAAGUCAGUUCAUUGUCAACAGUUGUUGCUAUAGGCAGUCAUACUAAACAUGACCUUUACCAAAGGCUUUACUUUUGAUAGAGGAACGCAUUUUUUUUAAGGGGAAGAAGGUGGGUUAUUUGUUUAAUGCUUUGACGGUCAUAUAUACUGUCACCUGUACUGCAUUUUAGUGAUACAAAAUAUUCUCAAACUGGAACCAUUUUAAAGUAGUUUUGGAGGUUUUCUCUUAUUAUAUUCGAGACAUUUUGAGGCUGAAAAGUGGUGGAUUUUAACAGGGUAUUUAUUAUGUGUAAGACUCAUUAGGACUGCCAAAAUAUCUUUAUUAAAAUAUUUUUACUUUACAGUUUUUUACAACCAAAAUAAAAAAACAAACAAACAAUAAAGACAAGAGGUGUGAGACAAACAAAGACCAGCUAAAAGGGGGCAUUGGGGAGUCUGAAGGGGGCAUACAAUACGCUUAUUUUUGGCACAUCAAUAUUAGGUUUCUUUUUAAGAUGGUCACAGUAAAUGUUGGUUCAGUUACACUAGAAAUAGGCCAAAUAAUCUGCCAAUACCUGCACUCACAGGAGCAUUUAGCCUUAUUAUAUAUUAAAAACAUAUAGGUCUGUCAGUUAAGCCUGUUAGUUGAAUCCAGGCUGUAUGCUGCAGGUGUUAUUGCUGCCUGUUCUUGUCUAAUUUGACAAACAUAGCACUUUUUUGCGCGUUUUAGGUUUCUGUUGGUUUAAAAUGCUUUAAAAACCUCACGUGUGAGUUCAGACGUGAGCUUGCGCUUUGUGUUAACAUCCAUUCUUGCACUGCAUAUGUCCCUAUGUGCCCUUUUACCCCUGUUCACCUGCUGCAGCGAGCUCGAGACAUAACUGAGGACUGUCCCGCCCGACGACGUGUGUGUGAGUGUGUGCGCUUGUGUAAAUCUUCAUGCGUCAGCAGAAGCCGGACAGCGGCACGCUCCCUUUGAAUAGGACGGGGGAUGGAGGGAGUGGGGGAAGCCUGAUGACGUUUGGCCUGGCAGCUGGGAGCUGCUCCGCUCUUUUGUUCCCCUCUGACCCCUCCUGACCUGGCACUCGCCCUGAUGUCACACACACACACACACUCGCUCACAUUAUCACACACCUGCACGUAGCAGACACACGAUCACAAUUACGCACACACAAGCAUGCACCAGUAUAUAUGUAAAUGAGGAUCCUGCAUCCCACAGCAUAGACACACGCACAGAAGCUGAUCAGUGGGUCCUAAGGGGACAAUCGAUCAAGACCUAAUCAGGGGGCUAGGACUCUGUGGGUAAAGUUGUGUCUUCUUUUAAAGAUCACUCAUUACAGUGGAGCUAAUGAUGUUGGAUUGAACAAUUUUUGCUGUCAGGCUGAAGCUAAACAGUGAUCUAAAGAGGGCUCUGCUUCAUCACGGUCAGAAAAAUUGCAUUUUUUGCCCUAAUUGUCUUUAGACUCUUAGAAACGAACCACAGCACUUUCAGAGAGUCUAAAACAUUACGUUUGAUUACAUUUAAAUUUACUGAAACAUAUGUUUUAAGAGUCGAUCCAAUUCCCAUAUCAGUGUCCUAAAUACCUCAGCUGAAGCCGAAAGUGAGCAAACCACUUUAUCAGGGACCAAACUAGAGACAGGUGAUAUAAUGACAGGAUUGGAUUGGGUGGAAAAAUCUUUGUUGUCCCUAAGGAUCGAUUCGUUUUGUAACAGAAGCCAAAUACUAUAAUAUCAUAUCACAACUCAUGCAAUACACAGGAUUAACAAACAUAAAUUCAUACAUUUGAAAUACCUAUCAUUAUGUUUGUGCAGUAAGAUAUCAGACACAAAGACCUGCAGUCUUUAGUAAUUGAACAGUAUGAAGCAAAUACAAGAAGCUGCUGCAACAAUAAGAAAAAAAAUGUACUAGUCAACCAUUAAUGCAUACUGUAGGAAUUUGAUUGUUUGAUAUGAACAUUUGCUCCUUUUCUGUUUCAUGUGAUCAUAAAUGUGAUAUUUAAGGGUUUGGCUGCGAACAUCAAAAGGUGCUCCCCUUAUUUGUGACUUUUUGUUUUACUCACACUCAUCAGCGAUGAUAAAUUUCUUAAAGUUGCAGUCCUGCACUGCUCCUUGAAAACUACAGUUCCAUAGAUGCGGACAGCGUUGCUGUGGAGCUUUUAUUGCCCAGAGUUAUGUGGUAAAUCUCAGCAAUGUGUCUUCUUUGUGUGUCUGCAGAAUCACUCCAUCUCCAUUACACCAAAUAGCAGCCCGCGCCAACAGCAGGUGGUGUGUGUGUGUGUGUGUGUGUUUUCAUUCUGCCUCUUUUAGUGACCCUAAAGGUCAGCAGGCCUGAGGCCGAGCUUUUGUGCCUUCUAAGUCCUCGAUGACCCUGCCUCAACUCCCCCCACACACACUCAAACAUACAUGCCAUGUGGUUGGGUCUGGUUUGUUUGGCUCCCUCUCCAUGGUUAGCAGUGUGUGUGUUGGGGGGCUGUUACUAGUUUAGCAUGGUGCCUGUAAAGUGUGUGUGGAUGAUACCAGCUGGAGAGCUGCUCUUCCUCUCAGGUCUUGUUAAGGGAGUAGAGUAAUCCCUGCAGCCUGGAUCAGUGUUUACCCAGAGGGCUGAGAAAGAGCUGCUCCUUCUGUUUCUUUCUGUCCAUCCAUUCCUCUGCUUGGAUUAACCUCACACUUUCUGGUUCUGCUUUCUUCAUCCUCAGAGUUUAAUGAUUUUCCAUCAUCUAAUUAAAGUGUUACUGGUCGACCUUUCCUCUGUCUUGUCGGGGAUGUUCUGAGCAACAUUUUAAAGUCUUGAUUUCAUACUUGCAUUUUCUUUGAUAGAAACAUAUGUCUGCCAUACCAGCUCUGCUUUAUGAUACUCACUAAAACUGGUGCAUUUUAAUCACCUACCCCUGUGGAGUUAGAGGCUGGCUGUGCACAUCCUUUCACGUAAAAAACCCAGGGCCAAAUCAAUGUGAUUUAACUUUAGUUUAAAAAAAAACAAAUGUCCCUACAUUCCUACAUUUUCUUGUAGGGAACCUCUGAAAAUUAAUGCAAGUCAUUGAAACUGUGAUAUCUAAUAGAGCAGGGGACUGUGUUUGGUGAGUGAUGCAGACUGCAGCUGUAUGCGAGCCAUUGGUAUCCUUUGAUUUUGGAAGGUCCUGAAAUACUGAGGUUACCCAGUCUCAGUUGUAACAGUGGUACUGUCUGAAUAGUUUUGUUGCAUUUAUACUACAGAUGGUGUAAAACUGUGUUCAAGCAACUUUGCCAAAAGCUAGAAGACAAAAGGUUCAUUCGUGAAUGAGCGCCAAAUGUUUGAUGAGUUUAACUUUUUAACAACGCAGCAUCACAAAGGGCUAUGGCUCAACAAAAGAGAUUUUCUUUGCAAAUGUAAUUAUUUAAUUGAAUUAAAAAAACAGGGAGAUAAAUGUGGAUUAUGUGGUUUGCUAAUAAAAGUAAUUUAUCGUUAAAAUGUUUAAUAGCAGAUGUCCUGGUCUAAGAAUAUCACUUAAUCUGACUCAGGACUGUAAUAACAGGCUCAGCUCUUGUGGUUGUGAUCUUUCUGUCAGAUUUGGUGCCACCUCCAUAUGUUUCCUCUUUUGUUUGAGGUGGAAACAGCUCACAGGUCAAAUAAAACUCUUCAGAUUUAUCUUGUGUAAACAGCAGCCACACUGUGCAGUGCAGAGUCGUGCUGCGUUCGAGGGCCUUGGUAAGGUGCAGGCAGGCAGCGGGGAGCAGGACACCUGUUCAUCCUGCGACUAGAAGCAGAUGGUCCACAUGGCUCCUGCUCCCUGAGGGGAAAACCUGUCAGCUGAGCCCCAAUUAAGGAGUCAUACUGCAAGUCAGGGAGGAGGGGGAAGUCAGGGGGGGAGGGAGAUAAGUCAAAAAAUGAAAUGACUGUCAUCUGAUUUUUUAACAUACUGGAUAUUUGGAUUUUCCCUACAAAUAUUUAUUCUUUCUUGUGAAAGAAUGAUUUAAUAAUCAAGUUAUUUUGAUUAUUACGAAGCAUUAUUUGGGAGAGGUUAUAGAUGGUUAAGAUGCCAACAACCGAGUUGAUUUAUACAUAUAUAUAUAUGUAAAAAUAAAAAAAUAGGAAUUUAAGAUGUGAUGAUAUGAGGGUAAAGUCCUACACUUGUAAGACAGUCAUAAAUUUGAUGAAAAAAAUUAAAAGUUUCAGGAAGUCAUAGUUUGCCUGAAAGCAGAUUUAAAACUUCACUUUCAUAAGAUAACUACUUUUGUAAUUUUUCAGUGUUCUUUUUGUAAAUCUACAAACUAGAAUUUUAUUUUUCUUACUGAUUGAUGACUUUUUUUCUCCCACUACACAACUUAAGUCAACAUUGCUACUAAAAUCACUAUUCUUGUACUUUUGUUCUCAUAAAUGUACCAAUUUUGUUCUAAAAGUCUCUUAUUUUUUUCUUCCUCUAUGUGGCCCUGUAAUCCCUUAUAGGCAGAUUAUUUCUGUAGUUAAUCUACCUUCAGUAUUAUACCUUCUCAGACUACAGCAGGAGUGAUAACUGACACAGCACACAGAUAGCAGCUGUGUUUGGUAAGAUGAACAUGAACAGGUUUUGUCACCUGAAUUAGAUUAGGUCAGAUACAUGCUUUGUCUGACAGAUGUCAGACAGUGUCAUUUGCAUGAACAAUACAGAUGACAUUUACAGAAAUAACCUUUAGUGAGUGCUCAGCCCUGCCUCGUUGUUACUUCACACCUAAAUGGGAAACUCUGACAGCAGAUUUGCAUGUUGGCUCCCCAAGAACGACAGACUUGGCCGCUUUCCAAGCUGUGAAUAGGGAUUAGUCAAUACACUGGAUAAAAUUCGUGGUUUGUUCAAUGACUAUAUCGAGCAUGUGAAAAACCUGCAACACUCCUCUCAAGAAUGUUCGCUGGGCUGGCAACGGGCCAUCAGAGCUGGCUGCCAAAGUGAUAAAGUUUCUGUUCUCAUAAAUGAGCCAUAAACAGCGUAGCGAAAGGGGUUCAACAACUUUUAUGACUCGCGUUUGUUUUUCGCUGCUCUGUCAAUCACCACAAAUGCAAACACACAAGCAUGAGCAUCCACUUUAUGCUUCUUAAUACGCAAUGUUGUAUAAUACAUUAUCAGCUGUCCUGAUAAACAGACUCAAAAACAGUUUCUAUCCAACAGCAAUAACUACCCUCAUUGCCUCAAUGCAACACAAUGCAUAUAAGUAGUGGAAUUGUGCAAUACAAAUUGACGUAAUGUAUGGUAGAUGUGAGUGUGUGUGAUUUAUUAGUAUUGUAGUAUUUACUACUGUGUGUGUGUAUUUUGUUAUUGGAGUAUUUAGUACUGUAGUGUAAAUUCUUUUCUUUUUAUUCAUGCACUGACCUUCUGGCACUUUUAAAUUUCUUCAAACUUGUUACACUGGCAAUAAAAGACUAUUCUAUUAUUGUGGCUAACCAGGGAGUAUGUAAUGUAUCGGAUGUACGAUGGUAUGUAGGUUAAACUCCAGUGGAGAGACUAAUUAUAACCUUAGAUGCUCAAGAGACAGUUUGUAAGUAUGUCAUGUUGGUUGGGUUGAGUUUGAUGAUUUAUAGCAGCAGAUGUGUUGACAUACAUAAAUAUACAACACUGAAAUAAUUAGACAGAUUGAACUAUUGAUGGUAUCUAAUCGAAGAGAAAUCAGGAUAUUCAAACUGGCCCUGCAUUUUAACUUUUUUUUUUUUAUUUGAGCAUUUACCUAAAUGUUGCAGAAGUGUUUUUUGUUGUUGUUUUGGCGUGUAUUCAUACUUGUUUUAUACUCUUUUCUACCGAGAGGUAAAUGAUCUUUUGUGACAUUGAAAGCAGUGGGGAUAAAAUCAUACACUGUCCCCAUUCUUAGGUUAAAAUGACCUGGUAGCUCAAACUGUUUAAGUCCAGCCUGACGGACAGCUAGUCUUUGUGUCUGAUCCUUCUGAGCCUAUAAGUAAAACCCCUUCACACACUCUGGGGGUCUUUGAAAAGAUGUCGUGAUAUUGUCAAAGCUGCAUUCAAACCCAAAGCUCAGCUCUCACUUUUCAUCCUUUUCUCUCUAUUCUGACUACUUUUACUUUCUCCCUCUUGGUAUUUUGGCAGCUUUUCUCCUUCGCUGCAUCAUUCCCCACCUGCUUACCUUCCGUCAGACACACAAACUCGCACUGCUAACACCCAUUUUGGAGCACGCACUACUUUUAACAUAAUUUGUCUCAUUGUCUGAGUCAAGCCAAUCCCCCACACAUGAAACAAAGAGGUUGGAUGUGGCAGCCGUCCCCAGUGGGACAGGUGUUCCACAGAGCUCAAUUCUGGGUCCUCUGGGUUUUUCACUCCCCUCUUUCUCCUCUAUCAGGAUGCUUGUGUGUGUGUGUGUGUGUGUGUGUGUGUGUGUGUGUGUGUGUGUGUGUGUGUGUGUGUGUGUGUGUGUGUGUGUGUGAUGGCCCUUAGCAUGGUGAGUGUGUGUGCAGCUGCCUGCAGAGGGUCCCUUCUUUGUGCCCCCCUCCAACCCCCCUCCCUCUAUUGUCAACUCCUGCCUCCUCGUCCAUUCAUUGGAUGGUAGUUGUGGUGUUUUUGUGUGUUUGUGUCUGUGUGGUUUAGGUCGGGGGUGCAGAGUGGGUGGAGAUAUACCAGCUUAUCUUAGUGUCCCUUUUUAUUGGCUGAGAGUUGGGUUGAUUGGUGUGUGUACAAAAUAAGCUUCAGUGAAGACAGGAAAGUGAGACGUGUAUGUUUGUGGCUGGUGUCUGUGUUCCCAUUGGUCAGAUUCAGAGUGAAGAGGGGAUGGAGGAUCUCUUACACUCCAUCUGUUGCUAGUCACAUCUCUAAACCUGCAGCAUCAGGACACCGCUCUCUGCUUCUCAGCCAAAAAGGAGAACUUCCUAAAGGAUUGCUGCUAAAACUUAACCAGGAAGACGGUUUUGUUCACGUGGAUUGACAGCUUUACUUUCUUUCAGUGGAUAACAAGCCUUUUUUGUAUUUUUGCCUUAUUAAAGGAUUCUACGCUUUAAAAACCUCAUUUUUGAGGAACUUCCUUUAAGGCUUUUUUUCACUCUGCAUUUUACUGCUGGGAUGAUCUACAAAAACAUUUCAUGAAAGAAAUUGCAGGAGUCGUUGCAUUUGCUCUGUUUGGCUGGUUUGCUGUUUCUCUUGGAGCUGUUUGGUAAGUGCUCUUAAAAAUUGCUUUAUCUGUGCAAAACCAAGGCAAACAUCUGAGUGCUUUGUUGUGGAAAUAAGUAUUAUCUUCUAUUCAAAGCAGUUUGUUUUACACUCGAUAGACUUCUGGCAUUUUUGGUGAAAGAAUUUUAGCUGAUCCUAUCAUGGUAAUCUUUUUGAACACAUCAACAUGAAGCCCAAAUUAUUGCUAUAAUUUUGUUUUAGAUUACAGUUUGAAUCACUGUCUUAACACUUGAAUACAUAAACAGUAAAAUUGUAGAGAAGUUUAUGGCACUUUGGAUGUCACGGCCUGAUUAAAGAGUCCUCAAUCUCAAUGCAAGGAUUUCAACGAAAUGUUAGAGUGAUUGAGUGUUAUUGUAAUUUGUUAAAUUUUGACAUAUAUUUUGGUUUGGAGUAUUAUUUAAAAAAGUGCAAAAGGGUACCUGUGGUUGUCUGUGGUUUGCCUAGAAAUGAAAGAAUAUGAAAUAUUUCCUAUACAUAAAUAAUAUAAAAAUAUUUCCAUAAACUAUAAAAGCUGUUAAGAUGUAAAAGCAGCCAUUUGUGAACAUCAGACCGUUUCUCACCUCUCUGCUCCUGUCUGUAGUCAGAACAGGAAAGCAAACCAGACAUAAAGGUCUCCAAAACUCAGAGGUGAAAGUGAGUGCUACCCAGACCCCCCAGCUGAAAGAUCACAUGACAGACAGACAGUGCUGAUAUGUAUCACUGAGGAUGAAUCUGGACACCACCAGUUGCAGAAGAAGAGCAAGAGAGGGAGGAGCUGGAGGAUGCUUUCAGGGAGGUCCCCUGUGGCUUCAGGAGGCAUCUGUCGCCCCCACUGCCCAUACACCCUACCAAACCCCCACCCCCACCACAUACACCCCCCCGUCCCCCCUUCCAGCCGGUCACUGGUAUGGCAGACUGGCUAGCUGCUGGGCUCAGCCGGCAACUGGCAGCCAUGCAAUGCCCCUGAGGGACUGGUCAGGGUCUGGCCUCAGGGGAGCUCAUCCCCUCUUUACACCCCCAAGGGGGCUAACCCUGGACCAUGACAUGCACAGAGGUACACCCAUUGCAGAGGCAGCGCAGGCAGGCCAGGUCACUGAGGUGGAGGCUGCAGCAUCUGCUCAAAGUGGGAGACCCCUCCUCCCAUAAAAACUCAAACAACCCAGAAAUUAUUGGGUAGUUGAGUUAUUCUCUCGGAAAAAAAUUAGCUGUAAGGAGAAAAAAAACUGCAACAAAAGGAAGGAGACUAGACUGAAAGAAACAUCAUGUCCUUUGAAUACUUCUGUAAAGCAGCCUCCUUUUGUGCUUCAGCACAAAAUAUCUUAAUUUAUGGAGAUUAGCAAAGCUGUUGGUUGCAAAACUCAGGCAAAUGCACCUGUGCAAAAAGCAGAGACAUUUGUAAACUAUGAUGCAGGUCUAAACUGGUGGGUUGGGGAGUUUAGAUUUGCAGAAAACCAUGAAUCAGGAAUAAGGGUCCGCUUACUUUGUUUUUUUUAAAUGGAUGUGAAUCUGUGAAUCACUAUGAUGAGUUAUUGACACCUUUAUUUUUUUGUAUGAACACCAGAUCUUUCUAGAGCAGAACAACAGUGCUGAUAUGUUAAAGACACAGGAUAUUGGUUUUCUAGACUUGUAAUAUUUUUCUUUUAAAUACACCACAGUUAAUUAAAAACAGAUUAGUUUGCACAUAAUUGAAUCACACCAAAAGUAAUCACAUAGCUGUAUCACGCUUCAGUCGAGGUGCUGUUUUUGUAUAUUACCAGAGGUGGGCAAAGUUGACCCUAACUUAUAUAACUGUUCGUCUGUUUACUUUGUGUAGAUUAAACCAAAGUUAACGUUAAUGUCAAAAUCGCAUGAAAACCCUGGUGGUCCGCCCCUGAUUAUCUUUAACAGGAAGGAUCCCCAUGACCAAAAUCCCAUAAAUAAUAUGCUGCAGCCCCAUUAUAUCCAUCCUUAAAUUACUUCAAAUCCACAAAGGCUGUAUGAUCUUGCUCAAGUUGUCUGUGAUCCAUCUUACCAUGUAAGAGCAGGGUUUGGAUCCUUUGUUCUUAGCAAACAGUUUAACUGUGGGGAAAGUCUACCCAAGAUCAGGUAAUACUGAAAUAAUGAUGUUGAAGAAAGUCAAAUUUAACAUCAAUGAAGGAGCUCAUGUUUUCCUAAAUGAAGAUCCUCUUUAUGAUUCAUCUCAAAAGGCCUUUGGAUUGAAGGAACUCAAAGCAGGGACAUUUUUCCUCCUCGCUUUGUUUCCUUUUUGGUUUUUUUUUUAACCAAAUUGUAGCUGAAGUGGGUUUCCUGCUCAAACUAUCAGUACUAUUUCAGUGAAUAUACAAGACAGUUUAAUGUUGUAUUUUUGUAAAGCUUACAGCCACAGCUUCAAAAGCUCGACAGCGGUGGUUUGAACCUGCUGUGUCACUGUCAUAUUUCUGCUGACUCCUCAAAAAUACUGUCUGGUAACUGAUGGCUGACUCUGGUGUUACUGCUGCGUUAUACCAAGCGUCAUCUGCAUGAGUGUGCGUCGUACUCGGGGUGAACGAGUUUAAAGAGCCCCAGCCUCCGUCUGUGCAUGCUGCUCGGGCAGAGAACAAUACCUCCGUCACAGGAGGACAGAUUGGGUGGCAGCUGCAUUGUUGAGGGACGGCAAGCCAGACACACUUCUUCCCCCCACCCCCUGACACACACAAACACACUCUCACUCUUUGCUUUUGUGCCUCUUUUGUUGUUGGCGAACUAAAUUAUUCCGGCUUUCUUGUGGCAUUCAGGGUGACAAACAGCGGCGCGGCAGCUUAGACGUCGGGGUCGGGGCAUUAAGAGGCCCCUGCCUUCCGGUGCUUUGGCUUAAGAUUGAAGGGACUCUUCAUUACAAAUGUCUCUAAAUAAUAACUGCACAUGCAUGCGGACAAUGAUCAAAAAUAACAAUUUUGAAACAGUUGACAGAGACAGCUCAUAUAAUGAGCGUCUCUAGAAUAAGCCCCUUUCAGAGCAGUUUUUGGUGCUGGUUUUUGUUAUUCUUGAUGUCCAUCCAGUUUAGCAUCUGUGGUGAGGGGAACCACACGCUUACUGUUCCUUUUAAAAAAUUAAUCCUCAAGAUUAAUGGUUAGUAGCUUGAUGAAUAGUGGUCUGACUGUGUUUCUGUCGCCUCUGUCAGAGUUCUCACAUCUUUCUAUUAAGAAUGGAUAAAAAUAAGUCAUGAAAAAGUUGUCCUCAUGGUGGUUUUUGUCCUUCAAGAAUACAAAUCCAUUAUAAAACAAAACACCCAUUUUAAACAAGGUCUGACAUACAGUAACUAAAAUUUUAACUGAUAUACCUCAUCAGCCAAUCCUGCAUGCUUGUGCAGUGAUAUAAACAACAACAUUGCAAGAAAAAAAAACACAAGCAGACUUAUGGUCUGUCUCAAUAUGGGAUGUGAAUGAAGAACCUAUCUUGAUGCUCUCCUCUUGGUUCUGCAUGUCUUGUAAAAAAAAUUUGUGUUACUUGUCACCGGAGACAACCAAAGAUGUGGGAAAAUGAUCAUCAGACGUAACGUGCCUACACUGCCAACUCUAGAACAGAGCAGUAUGAACCUGUUUUUUAACAGUAAACUGUGGGCUUCUGGAACAAUCAGGGUUUCUUCUAUCCAACAUAGACGAUGGAUUACUUGGGUCAAAUCCCUUUAAAAACGAAGGUAACCUGUUAGGAUUUACUGGGAAACAUAGCCAUUUCUGUUAUCAGCUGACAAUGCUGGACAGUUCCUCUGUCCACCAAUGAGAGAGCUGUAUCUGUAAUCAGCUGACCUCUUCAGGUCCUGCCAGAAGCUAGGCUUUCCAUUCACUGAGCAGUGAAGGGAAUAAAACAUGUUAUAAAAAUUUGUGGUAUUGGCACAGAAAACCUGUUUUUUUAUCUGCAGGCACUGAUCACAGAACCAAAAAAAAACCCAAAAAUUGGGUUAUUAAAAGAAUUGAAAAUGGCAUUGGUUAUCCCAUGUCCCGGUACUUAGAGUAAAAGUAUGGGCACCAUGUAGUGUGGACAACAAAAACACAGAUAUGCAUUAAUAAACCAUAAUAGUAAGAUGGCUUCUCCAGUCUAAUCUAUAAUAAGUCUAAUUGGUAGCUAAAGCUAAUUAGAUUAGAUUAAUCUACCACCUAUUAUACCUAAAUUAAGGUUGUACAUUUGAAUUUUUUUGCUAACACUUCAUAUACUUAUUCUUCUCCUGUGGAUGGAUUAGACUACUAAAGCAACUAUCGUCUUGACAUCUUUCCACCUCCACAUUUAGUGCCCUGUUUACUCAGCAAUCACACUAAAGCAUAAAGUGCAGCUCAUAGUGCAAUCUUCCAACAAAACCAUGCUGUAAAACGAGCACUGAAAUGAGUGUCUAGCACGAAAUUAAAUGAUGGAAACAACUAAUUUGGUUUGAGUUGAUAAGCGGUUCGACACUGUGGAAGUACCCUACAUGGGUAUUUCCACUCGUAAACAACCACAUUUAUCACACCACAUAUUUGUUUGUGGUGUAAAAUCCCACUCAAGCAUGCUAACGGACACUCAACCCACAUCAAACCAGCGACUGCAGGUGCUGUCCCUUACAUUCACAUCUUUGUCCAGAGCUUAAAACAUAAUUGGAGCAAACUGAAGGAUGAUCCUAUCUAUUGUUCUGAAAUUUAAUUAUCUGUAAUACAAUGAACAAUGCCCAUGUCUUACUAGUCAGAUAAAGAUGUAUGAACUAGAUCUUCGAGAACCUUUAAGUCAGCCUUAAAAGAAGCUUUCUGGAAAUUACAGCUAGAAUAAGUGUGUCCUUGACUCUGGAGAUGUGGAGAAAUCAUGAACAUAUGUUGUUUUUUUAAGGGGUCAUGAGUAAUUACUCAUCAGAUUAGAUCUCCCUUUGUUUCAGACAAUAAGCGGACCCCCACCCCUAUAACAGAGGGAGGAUGUGACCACUGUUAAGGAAUCUCUUUAAAAUUCUUAUACAGGAGAAACUUUGAAUGGUGUACAUUGAAAAUUUAAUAAAAAAUGUCAUCUUUCAUGGUCCUGCGAUUACUUAAAGAACGGCACUACCAGUAUUUUGGAGUGUUUUAGCCUUUUGUGAAAAAUUAUGUGUGCAAUAGCUGAAUAAAUCUUGUGUUUAGUUUUUGUUUGUUUCGUUUUUUUACACACAUUUUCUUUAAAAAUUUCUGCACUUGUUGAACUUUUGGCUGCAUGGGGCUAAAAUCAGAAUUACUGGUGCUUCCCUUGCAGGUUUUCAUAAAACUGCCUGCUCAUGUCAAACUAAUCCUGUAAGAGAAAGCUCUCCAGAGGCCCACACUUUUAAGUGCUCUGUCAGUUACAAUGGUUACAUAAAAAAAGCACUUUUCUCUGAAAGAUUAAACUCUCAAGUUUGACUCUUAUCUUCCCUUCAGAGAAAUUUAAAGUUCACACGACAUCAAAUCAUAAACACUCAAGAUAGCAAUCUCAAGCAGAUUAAGAAAGUAAAAUGCUGAUGCAAAUACUUUGGAGGUCCACCUACAAAGGGUCUAUGCGUGAGAAACCCUGGCAGCACAUCCUGGCCGUCAUUAUCAUCUGCUUUCAUUAUGACUGUAUGCCAACAUUCAGCUACAGACAUAAUGAGGUUUAACAUAAGAGCUUCGUCUCAGUCCCUGUAACCUUCACAAAUACACCCCUAGCCUUUAACUUUGGAAGCAAAGUUGUACCAAUAAAGUACAUGCAGCAAUAUAUAAAAUGCAGUCGGGGGGGGGGGCUAUCAGAGAAAAAAAAAAAAGUUCAGCAAUGUGCAAUUUUUGUGCUGAUGUGUAGUCCUUUCUAGUACUAUCUGUUUUCUGUACAUGAAGUUUGUAGUCCUGCUAGCUACAAGUAAUUCAACUGAGCCUAUAGUGGUGUUGAUAGUUGUAAUAUAUAGUAAACCCACUGUCUGACAACAAUUUGACACACACCAUUGAUUUACAACAACCAGGAGUCUUUAAAAAACAAAACAAUAACAGAUCAUUGCACUCCACAUGGUUUAUUUUCUUAAUGGUGUUCCAUAGUUUCUUUAAAGGCUGAGUGAAAAGCAUUUGUAAUAAAAAGGCAUUGCUAAUAGCCUUGUCUUGGUUGCUAAGUAUUGCGUAUUUGAUUAACAGGAAAGGCUGCUUGCUUCAAUCUAGCACCGUGUGCUGAGUAAAAUAAGAUAAUACAAUACGAUAACUCUGUGCUGAAUACGGGUAUACUGGUUGUAAAUUGUUUUUUUUUACAAAUUAUAACAUACCUAAAGUCUUUUUUGUCUCCAAGUAAUAUUUUGCUUGUGUCUUGCUUGGUUGUACACUUUGAUGUAUUAAGGUGAGGAAUAAUGUAUGUAAUACUACAAUUUAUUGAUGUGAGUGGAUGCUAAAAAAAAACAAACAAACAAAACUAAUGUUUGGCAUGAGACUUGAGCUUUCUCUGACUUCUGACAACAAAAUAAUGAUCCAAAAUAACUUAUAAAAACGGUUUUAUUUAGCAGCUGUGCCGUAUGCAUUUUUACUCAUACCGUUGGUUUCACAAGUGAAGUCAAGAUGUUUGAAACAUUUUAGUAAAUCUGCAAGUUAAUGUAUUAAAAAAACAGAGUAUGUCAUUUCAGCCAGUGCACUACAAGAUCUGAACCUUUAAUUUGUUGUGAAAGUAAGAAAAGCCUGGUCUGAAAGAGAUAACUGAGGUGUAUUCACGCUAUUCUAUGUAACCAGGAGGUCAUCCUGAGGAGCUGCAGCCAGGCAGAUAAUCUAUUAUGACAUAUUAGACACUAAUCGACUAAAUCACUAAAUGAGUGAUAAAUGCCUCUGAAAUAUCCUCUUUUGUUGAUGAUAUUGUUGUUGUUACGCAACUUUUAUAUAUAAUUUAAAAGAUUGUGUAAGAGAUAAUUCUCCCUGAGAAGGUCAUGGUUUGGCAAUGAACUUCAAUGGGUAGAAGCUAGCCUGCAGGGUUUUAUGUCAUCCUUAAAUGUUUAAUUUGGAGCACACACUGACUCCGAAGGCGUGACAAGGUUUGCAUCUUUGUGGUUAGAGCCAAGCUUGAGACAGGACUCUGCAAGUGAAUGUAAUUAAAAAGGUGGAUUAAUGGUUUUAAUCUGACUGAAACAUGACCUUUAAAAUUCACAUUAACAGGCAAGUCCUCAGGGUCAGACUAACAUACCAAGAUAAUGCAGUGUGGGAUCAAUUUCCACUUACUAUACACACCAUAGACAGACCCAAACUGACCUUAUUGUUUAUAUAUGCUCUACAGGUCAAGGUUACAGUGUAAAUAAAUGAAGAAGUAAGCCAGCCAGCAAACCUCAUCAGAAGAGGAGAAGUAACAGAGACACAACUGUGGUAUUGUAUGUACAAAGGAAAGGGGACGUAGAGUCAUCAGUGUUUCCUCAGUUUGAUGUACCAGUUAGCCUCUUGCUAACUCGUUGUCAACUGUUGUCUUUUGUUGAAUAAUUCAGCCAAGAAAAGGUUCAACAUACAGCAGCUGGAAGGGGGCGUAUUGGCAGUCAGCAUGGUGGAGGAGGAUUUACUUUGUAAACAAGUGAUUCUUGUGUUAGGACAACAGUCCAUUUGAAUAACCUAACUGAGCCUAACCAUAAACAUGGGUCAACUGAAAUGUGCAUGUUGACAGACUGUGUAACAGGUCAGGUUUAUUCACUUGAACUAUGUGAGUUUUCUUGGUCCAGUUGGUCUUUCUUGUGUUGUUAAAUUUGUAUCCUUUUGUCUCAACAAACAGAUGUUAUGGCAGCAGACUUACAGUAUGUCCUCAGAUUAAUGUUAGGAGUUAUUCAGUGUUUAUCAUCAGAUUAAACCAGAGCUGUAUCACACAUCAACUUGACAUUUUUUAAAAAUAAUUAAGGACAUGUAUGUCCCGAUAUUUCCAAUGAACUUGCCAUUCAUGUAUGCACCUCACUGGGAAAAAAUAUUAAAGUUGGACGUGCUCUCAAUUCAAAAUACUGUCUUUGGUGUAGGCAACUGGAUAGCACAUGCAGGUGGGGUGUCCUUAGCAAUGAUAACUAUUUCUGUACCAGUAUCAUCCAUUAAGACCACAAGACAAACACAAUGGAAACCAAUAAAUUCAUCUAAGACAGUAAGGAGUGCCAAAGAGUAACACUCCCUUAAACCGAAGCAGCGUCAUCAGCUUGGCCCGUUCGCUUAUGCUGAAUGUUCCAGAGUAUUACCUGAAUUAAACACAGGGUAUAACCCUCUGCCAUGACGUACGUGGAAUCAAGUAGUUUGUCUGCACCUGGACAUUGUUCUAGCCUCAGACGUCAGGUAUUUCGCCUCUAGCCUAAUUGAUGUCUUUGACAAAAGGGAUCAUUGCAGCUAAAAUGCAAAUCAGUAGAGGUGGAACAGCAGGAAAGAGAGGUUACUGUUUCCAACUUGAAAUUUGUUUCUUGCUUUUUUUCCCUCAGGCUUGCUGUGUUACCUAUAAAAUAAUACAACAUUCAGCAGUUUUAAGUUUAUUUUAAGGCUUUUUUGUACAUGAUUUGGCAGAAGGCGUAAGAGUUAGUCCAUCUUUUAACUUUAUUAUUAUUAUUAUUAUUAUUAAGAAAGUCUCUAGACUACACUGGAUGCUUAACUUAAGAACAUCUGAGAUCUGUGUAUAAGCCAGGAUGAGGGCUGCUUGUUGUUGUCAAACACACAUUUAUGCAACCUUAAGCAAUUCUUUAAAACCUAAUAUACCAAAAUCCCUGAAGAAAACAUCAAUAAGUCAAAAAGAAAUGCUUUUUGUUAAUCAAAACUUACCGGUUGGCUUAAGAAAAUAACAUGUAUGAAAUAAAAUCAUAUUACCAGAACUGAAAGGGACCCUAUGACCUAUAUUUUGAAAAGGGAAUAGACUGAUGUCACUCACUAAAUCACUAAAGCCGCUUUUUCAUUUUUCAUACUCCAUCCUUCUGCUUUUCAGACACAUUCAAACACUCUCUCAUCUGCCUUCUCCUCCUCGUCCCUUCUCUGUUCUCCAUUUGUGGCUGAAUGAUAGUUGUGCUGCUGUGUGUUGAAAAUACAGCCACAAUGAACAUGAGUCAGCAACUUCCUUGUGCUACAAAACUCUCUCCUUUAGAUACAUUGUGACAGAAAAUCAAAUCUGAUCACCUACCCAGUUUUAGUGUGGGUGCCAGAAUAAGUAACUUUAAACCUGUCUUUAACAUUUCCCACCACAUCUGCUCAAAACAGCUACCAUGCAAUCUUUGGCAGUCUAACUGAUGAUUUUUGUGUCUCCUCUCCAGCUUCACUUCCAGGACCACUCAGUGAGCGGUAACCUCUCAGCAGUAACAGUGGGGUCUGUCAGGUGCCUGAGAGGUCAAGGAGGGCGUGGAGCUGGAUGUAUGAGACAGCUUCAUGGGCGUAAAGGACCAUCUGGACGAUGGGACAGGCCACAUCCUCAGCCUGGGGCUGGAUCUGGACUACCUCCAUGUGGAAGGUGCUGAGCAGCAGGUGGGCUCAAGCAUUGUGACAGGUCCUGGAAAUACAGGGGUCUUACAUGUAAGACCUAAUGUCCCAGGUAACAGCAGUAUUAGUAUUAGUAGCACUAACUCUAGUACCCAUUCAGGCUACAGCAGCAGUAGCAGUUGCAGUAACUUAUCUGAGGAGAGUGCAGUCUCAGAUAGUGACGAUGAGCGACUCCAAAUUCGGUCUGGUACUGAUUCACAAGAUCACACCCCUAACCUUCACUUCAAAGAGUCCUGUCAGAUGGUCAGACUGGACCUGGCAUCAAAUCAGUCCUGUGUUGACCCUGCACAGCCUGAAACAUCAUCUCCCUCAACUGAGUACCAGAACAAGGUAGACUUUGCUCUCAAGCUUGGCUACCCUGAGGAGCUGGUGCUUCUGGUGCUGAGGAAACUUGGCCCGGAUGCACUCAUCAAUGACAUCCUGGGUGAGCUGGUCAAACUGGGAACCAAGACAGAGACAAAACAACAAGAUGGUCCAAUGGUCUCCCACUUUUCCUCCUCUUUGUCUUCCUCGUUGGCCUGCUCCUCCUCUACCCCCACCUCUUCUCUGGACUCUUGUCAACAACUGUGCCAGUCUCGCCUGCUUGAGGACAAAGACAACUUCCGGCCUGUUGUGGUGGAUGGGAGCAAUGUAGCUAUGAGGUAGGAAAUCUGAAUCUGCAUCCAGAGAUCAGAAUUCUGAGGAAUGUUUCGAUGUAUCCCUUGGGUUGACAUUAACACAUCUUUCUGCCCUUGCAGUCAUGGAAAUAAGGAAGUCUUUUCCUGUCAAGGCAUCCAGUUGGCUGUUGAUUGGUUCCUGGAGCGAGGCCACCGUGACAUCACUGUUUUUGUCCCUGCCUGGAGAAAAGAACAGUCCAGACCUGAUGCUCUUAUCUCAGGUAGUAGAUGUUAAAAUGACACAAAUCAAAAACACUGAUGUGCCAAGGUCCUUUGCGGUGUCCGUUUAUGUUUCUAGUUCUCUUCUUGACUCUUUUUAUGUGUGAACAAUCCUUUUCUGCAGACCAAGAGAUCUUACGGCGACUUGAGAAAGACAAGAUCCUUGUGUUCACUCCAUCACGCCGUGUGCAGGGUCGCAGAGUGGUUUGCUAUGAUGAUCGUUUUAUCGUCAAACUGGCCUACGAGUCAGAUGGCAUCAUUGUUUCCAAUGACAACUACCGUGACCUAGCCAACGAGAAACCAGAGUGGAAGAAGUUCAUUGAUGAGCGUCUACUGAUGUACUCCUUCGUAAACGACAAGUGAGUCACUCAUAGCAAAAAUGACCAGUAAAGGGGAGAAAAUUUUUAAAAUUUCAAAAUUCUAUGCCUGAUGGGGGGAUUGUCCAUUGAAACUUCGAGUUGAUCGAAAUUUAAACUGUAAAAUAUCUUUUUAGGUUUAUGCCUCCAGAUGACCCACUGGGACGCCAUGGACCAAGUCUGGAGAACUUCCUGAGGAAAAGGCCUAUUAUCCCUGAACACAGGAGGCAGCCAUGUCCCUAUGGUAAAAAUCUACACCCACAGGACAGCCCUAAAGAUGUGUUAAUUCUAAUUUAUUAUUUAAUUAUUUAAUUGUCACAACAUUUCUAUUGUAAACUGUUCAAACAUGAUAACAUGGAAAAGAGCACAGCACAAAAUACUGUUCACAUACAGAGACGAUGCUAAACCUUGAUGUCUGUGUCCCUCCUUUAGGAAAGAAGUGCACAUAUGGCCACAAGUGCAAGUUUUACCACCCUGAGAGGGGCAGCCAGCCCCAGCGAGCUGUUGCUGAUGAGCUCCGUGCUAGUGCCAAAAUUUCAUCAGUAGCUUCCAGAGGCCUGCUGGAAGAUCCCUUGAUGGUGAAGAUCCAAAGUGCUGGUCCACCUGAAAGAAGGGUUGAAGCUGAACCAAGUCAGGACACUCCAAAGAAACAGCUCAUCUCUAGUCCACGGUUCUCCCUAAAUGACCUUCUGGAGGACAGACUCAGGGUCCAGUCUAAAGUACAGGGGCGGCGGGGGAGCAACAGCAGCAGCAGUAGCUGUAGUAGCAUUUUUCUAGGGCAUGCUGCUCCAGGGGGACCCCCUUUGUUGGGGUCUCUGGACCGAUGGGAGCAACCUGGGAGUGGUGCCGGAGGAAGCAUCAGAAUGCCUGGAGCCUCAGGACCAAAUUUGGCUGAAACUUACCAUAGAUGUGAGUCCCCAGACCUGGGCUACAGCUCACUGCUGAAGUCCUACUCUAGCCUCAGCCUGGUGGUGCCUCAGAGUCCUGAAUGCUUCUCCCCAGCAGAUCUGCGAGCUUCAUCACUGGCAUCAGAUUGUAGCAGUGAAGGCAGUGUCAGCUCAGACUCAUUCUCCCCCGACCCUUUGCUAGAUGAAUGCACCAAGUGUCACCAUCCUCACCAACAUCACUACCAUCAUCAGCAGCAUUGCCCUGGUCAGUACACUCACCGUGUAAGCCGUGUUCCUCCUGGACUUGGCCAGCAUGUCUCUCAUAGCCUUGAAGUUCCUCAGUCACUGCAGAGACAACAUGGUUUCGCCUCAGAGGGCCCACCAGUUCCUGUCACCUCGCAUGCAUCUGCACAUCUCUUCAAAGCCCCUUCUGCCUUCACACCAACCCUACCUCCACACCAUUUGCUGAGCGGUUUUCCAGGGGAAUUCUCAGUCCGCCCACCUCAAGCACCCACCACUCACUCCUACUCUCAGAUUUCACAAAGGCACAAUGUAAUGGACUCCCCUUGGCAGAUGGGUGGACUCCAGGACCCCCAUGUGUACAAAGGGUCACCAGUUCAUUCUAAAAGUAACCACCCAGGACUAAAUCAACAACCACAGCAUCAGUUAAACUGGGGUGGCCUUCACCAGCAGUCCCCUAAGCCUAGCUUUGACCUGCUUACCUUUCAGAGUCUUCCAAAAGUCCAAGAGAAAUCCUGGCACUCUCCUUGGGAAAGACAAGUUCAUUCAUCACCUCAUGCCCUUUCAGCAUCGAGUCUUCCAACAUUCCCACAGUUAUCCUCACCAUCCAUCACUGCCCACAAAAGCCCCCUGCACUCAGUGCCCCAGCACCAGGAACCUCCUGCUUUGGGUAGAUACCAGGACCUAAGAGAGAAAAUGUUUGUAAACUUGAGCCGUAUCUUCCCUCCAGAUUUGGUGAGGAUUGUGAUGACCAGGAACCCUCAUGUCAUGGAUGCUCAGGAGCUUGCAGCUGCGAUACUAAUGGAGAAAUCGCAGCACUGA